UUCUUUAAUUAACUACAGGGCUGCUGCCCUUUUUCCUAUAUAUAGACACACACAUUAAUUCUGUUUUUUAUAAAGAAUUUUUGUCUGUCCUCUGCUCUCACGUCUCUGCGGAUUUUCUUGCCAUUAUUCGCAGAAACAGAGAUCCCUCUCUCAAAAGAGCUUGAAGAAUUCUUCACGUGAAAGCUUCUUCAAGAGUUUGUUUCUUUGCACAAGUUGAUCAUUGCAAGUUCAUUGGUGUUGGUAGUCUCUUCUUUUGGUAAUUCAUUUAUUUACAGGUGUUUCAGUAAUUUUGGAGAGUGUAUGAUCAGAGAUUAAGGAUGGUAGGAGAUUUCAUCAUCAGAUUUCUUGUGUUGCUUUUUGGAUAUGCAUACCCAGCAUUUGAAUGUUUCAAAUCUGUGGAGAAGAACAACGUGGAUAUUGAAGAAAUUAGAUUCUGGUGUCAAUAUUGGAUCAUUAUUGCACUUGUAACGGUUUGUGAGAGGAUAGGAGACAUAUUUCUUUCAUGGUUGCCAAUGUAUGGUGAAGUGAAGCUGGCAUUUUUUAUCUACUUAUGGCAUCCAAAAACAAAGGGAACUGGCUAUAUCUAUGACACCUUGUUGAGACCUUUGGUAGCAAGGCAUGAAACGGGUAUCGAAAGGAAGCUACAGGAGAUGAAGGCUAGAGGUUGGGACUUUGCCAUCUACUACUGGAAUAACUACACAGAACUGGGGCAAACUAAAUUCUUUGAAGCUCUGCAAUACUUGGCGAGUCAGUCAGGAAAGUUUACAAACAACAACAGUGAGAAGAGCAAUGGCGAUGAACCUAGUGCUACGUCUCCAAAUGAGUUACCAUCAUUGGCCAAGAAUACAAGCAAGAACUCCAAGUCGCCACCAAGACCACCGACAACGCCUGGCAGCAGCACAAUCAACCGAGAAGUUGCAGGAUCACAAAAAUCCAAACGAGUACAAGUCCACCUCAAUGAGGAAACAGAAUCUGUUACCGCAAUGGACACGGACAACUCAACUAACCUUGAUCCUAAUGUCAAUGAAAAGCUCCACCAAUUUCGUACGAGGCUACGAAGAUCAAAACCAACUCAACAAUGAAAGAAAAAUGUAUUAAAAGAAAAACUGUACUAAAAAACAAACUUGCGAAAAAAAAAGAUAGGAAGAAUUAAAAAAAAAAAAAAAAAAAACUUUAGACGUCCUUCUUUUCUUCAUUUCCAAAUUGAAUCCCAAUUAUUCUUUCAUUUUCUUGUAUAUACAUGAUUUUUUCUUUCUUUUCUUUCUACAUUAUUUCUGGGUCAUAUAACUCAGAUACGCAUUGAAACUGAAAUUGAGACUGAGUUACUGCAAUUUGUUAACGUGGACUCGAAUGGCAUGGAGGAUCCGAUCAAAAGCACUUGUUAUGCUCGGAAUAACAUGACCACUAAGGAACCGAAAACAUGCAGUGAUGGGAUUCUUGGUGGAGAACCGAAGCCAGACGCGUCGGAGGAAGUGGCCAGACGAAUCAGCAGAGGGGGACAUGGGCUGGAGGUAAGCCCAGGCAGCAUGUUUGACAAGGCGGUUGCGAAUGGAAAUUUCAUACGGGGAUGUGGUGGUGGAAUUCGAAGAUGUCGGAGAGUUAACGGUGGCGGAAGGGAGAAGGUCUUUAAGAGAAGUGUAGGAUGAAGAGGAUUUUAGAGAAAGGAGGGAGAUGUCAAGGGGAGAAAGUGUGGUGCCAUUUAAGUGUGAUGGAGGGAGGAUGGAGGAGGGGUGGAGGGAGAGCUUUGUUGGGAUAACUAAUGACAUGGCUAUUGAGUUUCUCCGGCGAAGGGUGGCUGUUUGUGAGGGCUCUUGGUUCAUCGUGAGGGAAAGAGAGAGGGGAGAGGGGGGGAUGGAAUUUCAGAGUCUACUUGGGAAUAUGGCGGCUUUUUGUAUCGCGUUGUGGGUGGGUGGUUCGUUGGGUCAGUGAUGGCUGAGGACUAAAGGGCUACUGCCUGCCAUUCUUUUGACGGCAACAUUUUUUGACAUGACGUCGUUAAUGUUAUCUUUUCCGAUGUCAUUGGUGGGUGCUCUUUUGUCGUUUUAUCGAUAGUUAUUCAGCUCCGCUGGUCCUACCUGAUCUGAGUUGAGUUAUAAGUGUUCACGUAUGUACGCUUCUUAGUUCUUUCUAUUCAAAUCUAAACAUUUAUUAAUUUUAAA
Populus trichocarpa (black cottonwood) is the source of this 2159-nucleotide messenger RNA. RefSeq names its product putative HVA22-like protein g. The transcript has 8 exons. Bases 318 to 1082 code for a protein of 254 amino acids. NCBI's taxonomy places the organism in Eukaryota, Viridiplantae, Streptophyta, Magnoliopsida, Malpighiales, Salicaceae. The record is from RefSeq and is a predicted model, not a curated record.